CGGGCGGCGUGCGCUCAUAUAGCGCUGAGUCCCGGGAACCCGGAUCGCCGGGGCCACACUGAGCUUAGAAGGCAGGCGGCGAGAUGAGCUGGGCGCCCGCGUUCCUGAGUGCGGCCGAGGUGCAGGACCACCUCCGCAGCUCCAGCCUCCUCAUCCCGCCUCUGGAGGCGGCUCUGGCCAAUUUCUCCAGCGGUCCGGACGGAGGGGUCACUCAGCCGGUGCGCACCGUGGUACCGGUGGCCAAGCAUAGGGGUUUCCUGGGGGUCAUGCCUGCCUACAGUGCUGCAGAGGACGCCCUGACCACCAAGCUGGUCACCUUCUACGAGGGUCACAGCACCACCUCCACUGUCCCCUCCCACCAGGCCACUGUGCUACUCUUUGAGCCAAACAACGGCUGCCUUCUGGCGGUCAUGGAUGGAAAUGUCAUAACUGCCAAGAGAACAGCUGCAGUGUCUGCCAUCGCCACCAAGUUUUUGAAACCACCCAGAAGUGAAGUGCUAUGCAUCCUUGGGGCUGGGGUCCAGGCCUACAGCCAUUAUGAGAUGUUCACGGAGCAGUUCUCCUUUAAGGAGGUGAGGAUAUGGAACCGCACCAGAGAAAACGCCGAGAAGUUUACCGACUCCGUGCAAGGGGAGGUUCAGGUCUGCUCAUCCGUCCAGGAGGCUGUGAUAGGCGCCGAUGUGAUAAUCACGGUCACCAUGGCAACGGAGCCCAUUCUGUUCGGCGAAUGGGUGAAGCCAGGAGCUCAUAUCAACGCCAUCGGAGCCAGCAGACCCGACUGGCGCGAGCUGGAUGACGAACUCAUGAAACGAGCGGUGCUGUACGUGGAUUCCCGGGAGGCUGCCCUGAAAGAGUCUGGAGAUGUCCUACUGUCCGGGGCCGAGAUCUUCGCUGAGUUGGGAGAAGUGGUGAAGGGCGUGAAGCCAGCCCACUGUGAGAAGACUACCGUGUUCAAGUCUUUAGGAAUGGCGGUGGAAGACACGGUGGCAGCCAAGCUUGUGUACGAUUCCUGGUUGUCGGGUAAAUAAAACGAAGGCGGUACAUGCUACGGUUCAAGGGUGUUGCCGCCAGUUGUCUCAUCAUUUCUAGAUCGAAUGAGGGAGCCCAGUCCCCAGGGAGCAACAGUUUUGUGCUUAUCACGUCUUACCUUAAAAAAGGAGACCCCCGUUUGUGUUUGGAAAGCAGAGCUGGGUGGCCGGCCGUUCCUUCUUCUGUUCCGCCCGAUUAGUGCUCCCUUUCCCCUGUAUUUCACUAGCUUUUGUAAUUCCUGGAAAAUAAAGCAUUUUCCAAUUCUGCA
Rhinolophus ferrumequinum (greater horseshoe bat) is the source of this 1297-nucleotide messenger RNA. It is a transcript of the gene CRYM, whose product is annotated as crystallin mu. The record is from RefSeq and is a predicted model, not a curated record. Gene Ontology annotation, biological process: thyroid hormone metabolic process. The transcript is spliced from 8 exons. NCBI's taxonomy places the organism in Eukaryota, Metazoa, Chordata, Mammalia, Chiroptera, Rhinolophidae. Bases 84 to 1028 code for a protein of 314 amino acids. Gene Ontology annotation, cellular component: cytoplasm. Gene Ontology annotation, molecular function: thyroid hormone binding.